GAGAGAUCUGCAAUGCGGUUUGUUUUCCUACUGCUGACGGUGCUGGCACUGGUGUCGGCUGCUUAUGGAUGGACUAAGGAAGACCACGAGAUCUUCGACCUUACAGCGCAGAUAGAAGCCGCGGAAGGCAAGGGGACGACAUUCUACUCGUGGCUAGAGGUACCCUCCACCGCGUCCGUGGCCGAAAUCAAUAAGGCCUACAGGAAGAAGAGUUUACAGCUCCAUCCGGAUAAGAAUCCUGAUGUCAAGGGUAUCCAUGAGAGGUUCGCGCGGCUGGGUCUCGUCGCAUCCAUCCUCAAGAGUCCAGCCGGACGGGAGCGCUACGAUUUCUUCUACAAGAAUGGCUUCCCGAGGUGGAAAGGGACCGGCUAUUAUUAUUCUCGCUUCCGUCCUGGUCUUGGAAGCGUCCUCGCGUUCUUGAUCAUCUUGAGCAGCGGUCUACAAUAUGUCGUCCAACGUCUCAAUUACAAACGGGAUGUGGAACGUAUUGAACGUUUCAUACGCGAGGCUCGGACGGCCGCUUGGGGCCCGAAGAUGAAUCCUUUGGAAGGGCCAAGAAAGGUAAAGGUGAAUAUUGGAGGGCCGCCAAGGUUGGAUGAAGAUGGCAAUGUUGUACCCGGUAAAUUCAUCGACAUGGUCGUCGACGGCCAAGAGGUCUUCAUCCUCGAGUCGGAUGGCAGCCGAUUGCCUCUCGAUACUUCCGCAGCUACUCCUCCCUCCCUCAAGCGUACCUGGUUCAUCUCGCUUCUGACGUCGCAAAUUUCAAGAGUCACAGGCAGACCCGCAGAGUCGCCGAUGGACGAGAAGGCUGAGGUUGAUGCCUCAGUUGAUGACGAAGCCAGCGGCGGAGAGACCACCAGCACGGGGGAUGUGUCUGAAGGUCCUGCCAGGAACGGGAAGCCUCUGGCGACCACCAAGGCAGGUGGCAAGCGGAGGAAGGCCGUGCGGAAGCGGUGAUGUUCGAUGAGUGUUAUUCAUCCGGUCGUUUGUCCUUAGACUACGUAACGAGCUUGAAUUCCAGACAACGUGUCUGAUCAGCGAACUAGACAGCAGUG
Messenger RNA from Gloeophyllum trabeum ATCC 11539, 1055 nucleotides. RefSeq names its product DnaJ-domain-containing protein. The transcript is spliced from 9 exons. The record is from RefSeq and is a predicted model, not a curated record. The coding region runs from base 13 to 957 and encodes 314 amino acids. Gene Ontology annotation, cellular component: endomembrane system. NCBI's taxonomy places the organism in Eukaryota, Fungi, Basidiomycota, Agaricomycetes, Gloeophyllales, Gloeophyllaceae.